GACAAUUGCAAUCGUGUCAUAACCUAGUGCCACUGCAAGUCGCCGAUCAGUCUUUCUGCGAACUCUCGCCGCCCCAACAGCCUUGCUCUGCCGCCGACGCCCCUCCGUCCUCUCCCUGUCAGACUCCCGCCACAGAAGCGCCGCCGCUGAAUUUGGGUCCUCCUCCUCAAUCGUGUUAGCUCCUUUCCUGUACGGGGUUAUCGAGAUGCCUCGUAAGCCGGCAAGGCAUUGCAGGUAUCAGCCUCUGACAUUUUCCCCAUUUGCGCGUCACAUUGCUCACGUUGCCUCCGGCUUCAUGGACAACCGCCGAAGGCAUGGCAGAGACCUCCCUGAAAAUUCACUACCUAAUUCCACAGGUAAUGGUUGGAUAAAGAGACCUUCGGAAAUCAAGAAAGAACAGUCCACGUCUUCUGAUGAAGAAGAGUUUGAUGGAACUGUCCAAGCAGAUUUUGCUUUCUUUGAUCCAAAACCUGACGACUUUCAUGGAGUGAAGAUGUUGCUUCAGACAUACCUUGAUGAUAAAGAAUGGGAUUUGAGUGGUUUUGCAGACUUAAUAUUGGAACAGACCACUGUAGGAACUGUUGUUAAAAUAGAGGAUGAUGAAGAUAAUGGAAUUUUCGCUCUUGCUACUGCCCUUAACUUGGAAAGAUACAAGGGCCAUAAAUGUAUUACGGAGGUUAAGGAGUUUCUCCUUAAAGUAUGUCAAGAGAAGGAUGUGAAAGAUGACCUGAGAUCACUUUUGGGAAAGGAAGCAAAGAGUGUGGGUCUUUUGGUCUCUCAACGGGUGACAAAUUUACCUCUGCAGCUCUUGCCACCUCUUUAUGAUGCGCUCUUUGAUGAAGUCUCUUGGGCUACAGAAGAUGAGCCAACAGAGGAGCUCCAGAAUUUCUUUCGUUUUAAGGUUUACAUAAUAGUCAGUAAAGUCUACAAGCUAAGAAAUGCACACCAGAAAAAGGGCGUGAGUGUCAGUGAAGAGCCAAUAAUAUAUAUAAAGCCAGAAGAUGAAAUUUUUCACGAGCUGAGCACCUGGUCCUUCGAGUUUCCUUUGCACACUGAGCAACCAACUCUUGAGCUAAGAAACUAUCAGCAAAUGGGACUAGUCAUGGCUGUUAAAGCAGACCGGAUCCCAACGUUCCGACAACAGAUAAAAUCUCUAGUAGAUGAAUCAUGAUUCUAAUUGAAAGGUGUCGCAGGUGCCUAAUUUUGAUGUCUUUCUGCCCGUGCCUGAGACGGCCCCUCACUAGGUUCAUCUAAAAAAAGGUGAAACAAUGAAAAGCAUACAUGCAUUGAGGAACUUGUCAUGUCAUGUUAUUAUCUUUGAGUUCUAUCUGAAUCGAAAAGGAAAUGGCAAAACAACGAAACCAUCUGCAUUUUCUUAGAAGUGGAACUUAGCUAUAAGAACAAAGAAGAGCACCAUUUUUGUAGAACUAUUUUGUUAGUUUAAGAUUUUUUUUGGGUUAUAAGAACAAUAUACAUGGAUUGUUUUGUUUGAA
This is a messenger RNA of Malus domestica (apple), 1493 nucleotides long. RefSeq names its product protein BCCIP homolog. The record is from RefSeq and is a predicted model, not a curated record. Lineage: Eukaryota; Viridiplantae; Streptophyta; Magnoliopsida; Rosales; Rosaceae. Gene Ontology annotation, cellular component: nucleus.